Naegleria lovaniensis is the source of this 594-nucleotide messenger RNA. RefSeq lists its product as uncharacterized. NCBI's taxonomy places the organism in Eukaryota, Heterolobosea, Eutetramitea, Acrasida, Naegleriidae. The coding region runs from base 1 to 594 and encodes 197 amino acids. The record is from RefSeq and is a predicted model, not a curated record. The transcript has a single exon.
AUGCGUAAACGUGCUCCCACUGUGCUUUCUACGAAUCAAUUGCCUGCUGCCAGUACUCACUUUCAAGACGUCACCGUUCAAUUGUUGUCACAGGAAACUACCUCUCCUCUUCAACUCAACAUUGCUGCAUACUUUUCUCGAAUGAAUGGUCCCGCAUCUUGUCGAUCCUGUGGCGAGCGUUCGAAAAAAUUGUUAUUUACUUUCGGAGACAAUAUUUAUUGUAAACGUUGUGCUUCCGAUAUGGAACGAGUGUAUUUACAGAGCUAUCGACAACGUGAGGAAAUGAGAGAACGAGGUAAAAGAGUGUAUGACCUUUGUGUCGAAAUGGAGUCGAAGAAGAAUUCGGUCAAUUCGAAUGCAAGUUCCAGAGCUCAGUCACCUGUCAUGAAUUCUUCAGUUUCGACUUUGCCAGUCAUGAAUGUCAUGAGACGUGCAAGUAUCAUUUCAGCGAAUUUUCCAGAACUAUUUCCUGGAGGUUUUGGCACAAACGGAGCAUCUUCAGGUUUUCCCUCGCCAGCAACUUCGGUGGCUUCUUCAUUGGUUUUGAAUGCUUUGAAUCAACAACAACAACAAUCAAAGGGUUUGUCUCAAUGA